Messenger RNA from Myodes glareolus (Bank vole), 878 nucleotides. Lineage: Eukaryota; Metazoa; Chordata; Mammalia; Rodentia; Cricetidae. The record is from RefSeq and is a predicted model, not a curated record.
AUGGUGACUGGGGCCCUUCAUUCUGGGACUUUCUCUCGGGCCUCUCGGGUCUCGGCCGCGGAGGACACGGCAGGCACAGGGCUCGGAGGACGCGUGAAGAGCCGGGCCCGGGGCGGAGAGGGCGACGCGGCAGAGGCGGCUCAGCAAGGCACUGAGCUCGGGCGGCGGGGCAGCAGCGACAUGGUUGUGGCCCGCGGCGGGGCGGUGGCGGGCCGAGCCUACUCCUUCAAGGUGGUACACCUUGGGGAAGGCUGCUUGGGGAAGACGUCGCUGGUGCUGCGCUACUGCGAGAACAAGUUCAACGACAAGCACAUCACCACCCUGCAGGCAUCUUUCUUAACAAAGAAGUUAAAUAUUGGUGGGAAAAGAGUAAACCUUGCCAUAUGGGAUACAGCAGGUCAAGAGAGAUUCCAUGCAUUGGGUCCAAUUUACUACCGCGACUCGAACGGAGCUAUUUUAGUUUAUGAUAUAACGGAUGAAGAUUCUUUUCAGAAGGUAAAAAACUGGGUCAAAGAGCUACGGAAAAUUUUGAGAAAUGAAAUCUGUUUGCGUAUAGUUGGUAAUAAAAUAGACUUGGAAAAGGAGAGACAUGUUUCCAUCCAAGAAGCAGAGUCGUACGCAGAUUCUGUUGGAGCAAAACAUUAUCAUACUUCUGCUAAACAAAACAAAGGAAUCGAGGAGCUCUUCCUUGACCUCUGUAUCGAGGAACUCUUCCUUGACCUCUGUAAAAAAGAAACGGCACAAGUGGACGAGAGAGCUAAAGGCAAUGGCGCUAGUCAAGGUGGGGCUGCUAGGCGAGGCGUGCAGAUCAUCGAAGAUGAACCUCAAGCUCAGAGCGGUAGUGGAGGGUGCUGCUCUUCUGGAUAACUGCUCACGCC